UUAGGAGCACAUCCAGAAGCCUUUGAGGAGGGGGAUGGCUCUUCAUAUUCAUGAAGCUUGCAUACUUCUUUUGGUCAUCCCUGGAUUGGUCACCUCUGCUGCCAUCAGUCAUGAAGACUAUCCUGCUGAUGAAGGUGACCAGACCUCUAACAAUGACAAUCUGAUUUUUGAUGACUAUCGAGGGAAAGGGUGUGUGGAUGACAGCGGCUUUGUAUACAAGUUGGGAGAACGAUUUUUCCCAGGGCAUUCCAACUGUCCAUGCGUCUGUGCUCUAGAUGGACCUGUUUGCGACCAGCCAGAAUGCCCCAAAAUUCACCCAAAGUGUACUAAAGUGGAACACAAUGGAUGCUGUCCCGAAUGCAAAGAAGUGAAAAACUUUUGUGAAUAUCAUGGGAAAAAUUACAAAAUCUUGGAGGAAUUUAAGCCCUCUCCAUGUGAAUGGUGUCGCUGUGAGCCCAGCAAUGAAGUUCACUGUGUUGUAGCAGACUGCGCAGUUCCUGAAUGUGUCAACCCAGUCUAUGAACCAGAACAAUGUUGUCCUGUCUGCAAAAAUGGUCCAAACUGCUUUGCAGGAACUACGAUAAUUCCGGCUGGCAUUGAAGUGAAAGUGGAUGAAUGUAACAUCUGUCACUGUCACAACGGGGACUGGUGGAAGCCUGCUCAGUGUUCAAAGCGCGAAUGCCAAGGCAAGCAGACUGUGUAGAAGAGAUUCCCACCCGAUGACAAGUUCUUAGGAGAGGAUGCUAUGGCUUCUACACUGCACAUGUUUAAAAUGAGACAGAACAAACAAACAAACUCCUGCCAGCUCCAACAGGGUCACCAGCAAAACCUUUUAGGGUUGACAAAAGUGAUUAUUUUACUAAGAGGAAAUUUCUCCCUUUCUUUCUUGCUAUAUAAAAUAUAUAUAGUAUACAGCUAUCAAGACCGCUUUUGUAAUUAUCCACGCUUGAUGGUGACUUGACAACCGGAUUUCUGGAACAAAAAGAAAGAAAUAGCCUUGUACAGGCUUCUCUGGUGACACCUCUGGCCCGCCAGCUCACCAUCUACCGACUUAUUCCAUUUUCACUCUUCUGUAAACAUGGCAUUUCUCUCUUGUAAUAAUUUACUUUUUUCCUUUUUAGAGUCUGAGGGGCCAGUGAGGUUGUGAGUUGUGUCAAACUCUGGUAAAGCAGUGUCAGGGGUAAGGACAUUUCCUGAUUAGGAAGAUGCAGAAGUAUCCAUCACUCCCCUUGAGGGAAUAACGCCCAGCAGGGUCAGAAGAGAGAGGUGCACACAGACAGACCCUCUGCUGGGCUGAGAGGGGACCCGGUGCUUGGUGCAUUACGCAGGGACUCACAAUUCAACUCUUACAAACCACACAUUUCAUACACAAAACCUUGAAACUGCCAAUCAAACACUAAUAGGUGAAGAAUACUUGAGCUUGACUAAAGAAUCUAAAGGGAGACAGGUAUUCAAAAUUGCAGUGUUAAUCACCAGACUUUCUCACGAUGCUGAAUUUAAGUUCGGCUUAUAAUGAAACAUACUCUAAAACCCUCUCUGUCACCUGGCACGAUAAAUACCAGAACAGUAGGUAGCCCCACUGUGAAUCUGAAUCCUUCUGAACACUUCCAGCUUUGGAGUUCAGAUUUGGCUGGGAGCUGGUAGUAUACACAGGCAGUUUUUCUGGUUCAGGACUGUGUUUGCUAUAUCAUAGUAAUGACCUCUCAGCCCUACAUCUAAAACACAGAUUCAGGACACUCUUUCCACCUCAAGUGCUGAUUAAAACUACAGAUUAGGGUAGAGUGGGUCUUGCACAAUACAAUUCCAAUAGUUGAACAUUUUUUUAAAUGUAUAUAUUAGAUACUGAACAGUUAAAGUGAACCUUUGAAGAGUCUCAAGGUUGCCCUGGUAAUGCUGCUAGUGUAGUAACUGAAAAAAAAUAAAACACACAGGGUAUCUGAUGCCACCUCGAUUCAAGUGCAAAUUUAGCAAUUCUGAAACCACAUGGCAUAGUUAGUUGCUUAUUCCACUCUCCUGUUUUGAAAACCCUGGCGCAAGUGGGGGAGGGUCCUUGAGGACACUUGAAGGUUGUCUUCAUCAUCGAUGUCCUUGUCUGUUCUGCUCCCACCCCCACCGGGGCUUGGCCACAGCUCCAGGGGAGUGUCACAUCCCAGUACAAGGUCUCUCAACUUUAGCACUAGUGGCAUUUGGGGCCAGACAAUUAACUGUGGUUGGGAGCUGUCCUGUGCACUUUUAGGAUGUUUAGCAGCAUUUGGGGCUUCUCGCCACUAAAUGCCAAGAGCAGCACCCUAAUGGUAACAACAGAGUAUCUCCGGACACUGCCAAAUGUCCCCAAGGCAUGGGGGAGGGGCCAAAUUCACCUGGUUGAGAACCAGUGGCCUAGAAUAAUCAGUAUAGAGUGAUUUCCUACCAGGGGGACAUACCGGGCAAGGUCUGGCUGAGGCUAUGGCUUUGGUGAGAGCUCUGAGCCCUUCGGGAUAGGCACAAUCAGCAGCCCUGAGAGGGUAAGUCAGUCCCCUCCAAAGGGGGUGAUGCUUCUGCGCCACAGGUCCAGCCUCAGGACACACAUUUCUUUAGUGUCAUCAACUGGGUUUUCAUUUAAUAUCGUCAAGCCUCUCCUCCUUGGGAGCACCUCCUGUCAUCAAGAAAGAGUUGUCAUUUCCAAAAUUAAUGUGUUGAAGAGUCGGACCUGGCACUUCUCAUGCACACCAGGCUUGUGUUAUGAUACAAAUAGCCUGGCUGGCGCCAUCUGAGGGAGAACGUCAAGCUGCCUUCCCUUUAGAACACCAAUUUGCAGCAAGGUUGGUGCUUGUCAGUUGCCACCCUGGAUACAUCAUAUAGACAGUCAUGAAUCAUUCAUGAACAAUUCUGCAUGAUUUAUGCCUGCACUCCAAAGUAAAGGCACUCUACACUUCAGCGUGUGUCUAGACAGAGAUGUAUUAUAGAGCUUUCUUUGCCCUGAGGUUGCCUAUUGCCAGCUUCAAAAAUUUACACUCUUGGAAAGAAAGAAUAAUAAUAAUAAAUGACAGGAAUAAGGUGUGAAACCCAGAAAACAUCAUUAAUAGAGCCAUGUAGCAUAGUACCCUAUCUAUUAUUAAGGAGGUACUAUGUCCUUUUUAGAAAACAAAAGGAGGGAGCAACUGGGAAGCCAGGGUACAGAAAUUUUGCAUCAAAGUCUUGGCACAGUGAUAGUCACCACAGCAAGAAUUUCCUAGAACAGAGUAAAAUAUCCAUCCAUCAAGAAACUCUCUACAGAGUUUGCAGAAUGAAGGCUGUUCAGUGGCCUCUGCUCCAGCCAGAGAGAGGGAUUUUCUAUUGUUGUCCUUGGAUUU
Sus scrofa (pig) is the source of this 3332-nucleotide messenger RNA. RefSeq names its product von Willebrand factor C domain containing 2 like (gene VWC2L). Gene Ontology annotation, molecular function: protein binding. Gene Ontology annotation, cellular component: AMPA glutamate receptor complex. The record is from RefSeq and is a predicted model, not a curated record. Gene Ontology annotation, biological process: negative regulation of BMP signaling pathway. NCBI's taxonomy places the organism in Eukaryota, Metazoa, Chordata, Mammalia, Artiodactyla, Suidae.